This is a messenger RNA of Trichosurus vulpecula (common brushtail), 852 nucleotides long. Its product is annotated as 60S ribosomal protein L7a. Lineage: Eukaryota; Metazoa; Chordata; Mammalia; Diprotodontia; Phalangeridae. The record is from RefSeq and is a predicted model, not a curated record. Bases 22 to 822 code for a protein of 266 amino acids. Gene Ontology annotation, biological process: ribosome biogenesis. The transcript has a single exon. Gene Ontology annotation, cellular component: ribonucleoprotein complex.
UUUCUCGUUCAGCUGGCCAAGAUGCCAAAAGGGAAGAAGGCCAAGGGGAAGAAGGUGGCUCCGGCCCCUGCUGUAGUAAAGAAGCAGGAGGCCAAGAAAGUGGUCAAUCCUUUGUUUGAGAAGCGGCCCAAGAACUUUGGCAUUGGUCAGGACAUCCAGCCCAAAAGGGACCUUACUCGUUUUGUCAAAUGGCCUCGGUACAUCAGACUGCAGCGUCAAAGGUCUAUCCUUUAUAAGCGUUUGAAAGUUCCACCGGCAAUUAACCAGUUCACCCAGGCUUUGGAUCGUCAGACAGCUACUCAGCUGCUGAAACUGGCUCAUAAGUAUAGACCUGAGACAAAGCAAGAUAAGAAGCAAAGGCUUCUGGCUCGGGCUGAACAAAAGGCUGCAGGCAAAGGAGAUGUCCCCACUAAGAGACCACCUGUCCUGAGAGCAGGUGUUAACACUGUUACUACCCUGGUAGAAAACAAGAAAGCACAGUUGGUAGUGAUUGCACAUGACGUGGACCCCAUUGAGCUAGUGGUCUUCCUACCUGCCUUGUGCCGAAAAAUGGGGGUUCCUUAUUGUAUUAUCAAAGGUAAAGCCAGACUGGGUCGCUUAGUUCACAGAAAGACCUGCACAAGCAUUGCCUUCACACAGGUUAAUCCUGAAGAUAAGGGAGCCCUGGCUAAGCUGGUAGAAGCCAUCAAAACCAAUUACAAUGACAGAUAUGAUGAGAUCCGUCGUCACUGGGGUGGCAAUGUUCUGGGUCCAAAAUCGGUGGCUCGUAUUGCCAAGCUGGAAAAGGCAAAAGCUAAGGAACUUGCAACCAAAUUGGGUUAAAUGUAUAUUUGAUUUUUCCCUACAUAAAAA